Molecule: messenger RNA, 1406 nt
Organism: Durio zibethinus
Lineage: Eukaryota; Viridiplantae; Streptophyta; Magnoliopsida; Malvales; Malvaceae
Source: RefSeq, a predicted model, not a curated record
GGAGAGCUGGGAGACUUUAUUACAGGUAAAGUGAUAUGGGAAGAAGGUAUUGGUAUAACGAUGUCCUACCAUGCACCGCCAUGGUUGCAGUAGAGUGCUCCAACGUUGUCAUUAACAUUCUAUUCAAAGCUGCUUCUUCAAAGGGGUUGAGCUACUACACCUUCCUUGCCUACUGUAACGCUUUAGCCACCAUUGUUCUCCUCCCUGUAACCUUCUUCUUAAUCAGCAAAUCAGGGUUUCCUCCAUUUAAGUUCUCUCUCAUCUCUAGACUUUGCCUUCUUGGUCUUGUUGGGUUUUCAAGUCAAUUAUGUGUAUAUAAAGGUUUGGAGCUAGGCACCCCAACUCUUUCCUCUGCCAUCAGCAACCUUAUACCAGCUUUUACCUUCAUACUUGCUGUCUUCUUCAGGAUGGAAAAGGUAGAAUUGAGAAGCUCAAGCACUCAAGCUAAAAUCAUUGGCACCAUAGCAUCAAUAUCUGGUGCAUCUGUGGUUGUUCUUUACAAGGGUCCCAGCGUUCUUUCUUCUCCACAUUGGGACUCAUCAUCUGUAUUAAUUCAACAGCCUCUGGGAUCACCACAAUCAAAUUGGGUGAUUGGUGGGCUCCUACUUGCCAUGGGAUAUCUGUUUUCUUCAUUCUGGUAUAUUAUUCAGUCACAAAUUAUGAAGAUAUAUCCAAAAGAGAUGAUUGUAAUUUUCGUCUACAACUUGUCCUUGGUAAUUUUUUUUGUACCAUUAUGCUUAAUAGCAGAAUCAAACAAGAGUUCCUGGAGACUAGGACCUAAUAUAGUAGCUGCUUCUAUCCUGUACUCGGGAAUUUUUGCUUUAUCCUUCAGCAGUGCUGUACAUACAUGGGGUGUACGCUUGAAAGGGGCUGUAUAUGUUACAAUAUUCAGGCCAUUGUCAAUUGUCAUUGCAGCAGUUAUGAGUACCAUAUUCCUUGGUGAUGCAUUGUAUCUUGGAAGUGUCGUUGGGGCAUUGAUCUUAUCUGCUGGGCUAUAUGCUGUAUUAUGGGGAAAAGCAAAAGAAGAAGAAAUGACUUAUGAUGAUUCAGGGUCAAGUAGGUUUGGAUCCUCGUCCAAUUGUAAUGUCUCUUUGUUGCAAAGCCACAAUGAUGAAGAAAUGUAGCUCAAAAUUUUCAUCAGAAAAACAAUUGCUGACUGUUUUCUGUUUACUACAUUGUUCAAUGUAAUUUUCCCCUCAUUUGAAUGCUACAACAUCGAAGAAUUUGUUAAAAUGCAUGAAGAAAAAAUGGGAACCAAAAGGUUUCUUUGAUCAAACAGUAGGGAAUUUAGAUUGUUUCUUUAGGUCCAGCCAUUUCACUUUCAUAUAUGUAUUGACAAUGACAGCUUGGCCCAAACAAUGUCUUCUAGUUAAUUAAAGACUCAGUUGCACCCGCUAAUGAGAGAA